Messenger RNA from Microthlaspi erraticum, 1188 nucleotides. The record is from the annotation of a GenBank genome assembly. NCBI's taxonomy places the organism in Eukaryota, Viridiplantae, Streptophyta, Magnoliopsida, Brassicales, Brassicaceae.
AUGCGCUUUGUCGUUUCUGCAUGUAUUGAUAGUGCGAUUGCCAAGCGUCGGGAGCUCUCUCGGAAACUGACGUGUCGUCGUUACCACUCGCCGGCCGGAAUAAAGUGGAACCCGAAGUUUAACGAAAUUCGUCUCUUCUCGUCCGUGAUGUUGAAGCAUAGUGAUAAAGGGAAAUCUCCAUACGGAUCUCGAAGUCAUCGAUUAGGAAUUACUUUCGUUGUUGGGAUCUUAUUCGUCUCGGCUCUGUUAUUUUGUUUUAGUAGCAAGAAUCAGGACUCGGAAUUGGAACUACGGAGGCAGAUUACGAACAGCGUCAAGCCUGAAUUGCAAUCUCAUUCUCAUCCAACAGUCGAGAUACAGAACGGGACGAAUCUGAUAUGGAAGAUACCGAAAUCACCAAAGGCGGUUCUGUUUAUAGCUCAUGGAUGCCAUAGGAAAGCUUCAGACUUUUGGGACAAAUCGUCAGAUUGUCCUCAAUGUACCGGUUUACCAGAGGAGAGGCUUCUGAUUCGAUCUGCUCUAGCUCGGAGAUUCGCUGUGUUAACUGUAUCCAGUGCUGGAACUUGCUGGUCGUUGGGGAAGGAGAAGCUUGUUGUUGAAAAUGUGAUCAAAUCGUGGGUGAAGAAGCACAAGCACGAAAGGCUUCCUCUCGUGGCGUUAGGUGCUUCAUCUGGUGGCUACUUCGUCUCUGCUCUUGCAACGGAUUUGAAGUUUAGUAGCAUUGUGCUUAUGAUCGCUGAAGGAGUCUUUGAUCAGAUUAGUAUCAGUAAACAGUAUCCUCCGACUCUCUUUGUGCACAUGCCUAAAGAUGUGUAUAGACAACAGAAGAUCAGAGAGUUCUUGGAAGGUUUGAGAAUGGAAGGUGUUGAUGCUGCAGAGAUUGAAUGCAUGGAUUUGCCGCUUUCUCCUGGUUUCUUGGCGGAUAGGAUUCCUGGUCUUGAUCGGGGUGUGUCGGCUAAACUGUUCAAGUUGUUUCGAGAGAAGGGGUUUGUUGAUGAGAAGGGAUACAUGAAGCGUGAUGGAAGGAGAACACCGUGGAAGCAAGCUCUGAGUGGGUACAAGAUAUCACUGGAGGAAAGCUUGGUUACUCCUGUUGAAGAAGAGCUGAAUCUUGCAUUUGCGUAUCAUGAAAUGACGAGCUUGCAGUCUGAACAAAUCUUUAGCUGGUUUGAAUCUCAUAUGGGCUAA